GUUGGCUGUUAAAUACAACUGCAGCAUCUUCAAUACACAGUCCAGUUCCUCCUUUACACAGAUGAAGUAAAGUACAGUUAGGAUUUUGAGAGGUUUACUUGAGCAUAAAUGGUAAGUUAUUUAUUGGUUGGGGUAGGCUAUACAACUUGUUACAUUAGUAUUGUUUAAGUGAUUAUGGUGUGAUAGUUGGUUAUUGAAUUAUAUUGGAAUAUCUGAUUUUUGGAUGCCAUUUACUAAUAUUUGUUUCGGUUUGAUGGUUUUGGUGAUAGGAUAGGGGGAUGAAGAUAAUUUAAUUAUGUUACUUUAGUAGUUGAGGUUUAAAUUUGAGAGAAACCGUCUUGGUCUUACAUAUAUUCUUGCUAUCAUCUUUACCUAUGUUCACAAGUUCAGAGAGGUAUCUGAUUGGUUGCAGUGAAACGUUGCAGGAUUUUUUCCACUUCAGUGCUUUUAGUUAGUUUUGCUAUUCUGUAGAACACUCAAGAAGGGGACUCAAUAGUGUGACAUACUCAGGAUAUUUCAACAGACUGACUCUGUCAACUCAGACAAAGUGCAUCAGGUGUCUACAUUUGACAUGGCAUCUUUUCACAUGAUCUUACUGAUGACGUUAAUGUUUCCUGGACAGCUGCUCAGACCACUAUCCUCUUGCUGUGCUCUGUGAGUAGAUGUCUUCCCAGUCAACUAACCAUGCGAUCCUCUCUCCCUGUGUCCCCUGCAAUCUAGAACCAGAACAACCAUGGCCAGUCGUAAGCGCAUCCUGAGCUCUCCGGGGAAAGGUCCUGCCAGGCGGAACCUGUUUGGCCCAGUGGACCAUGAGCAGCUGCAGCAGGAGUACCAGGACAUAUUGCGCAGAGACCUUGAGGACGCCUGUCGCCGCUGGGACUUCGACUUCCUGUCAGAUAAGCCUCUGGCUGGGGGAGACUUCCAGUGGGAGGAGGUUCCAGGCACCAAAGUGCCUCUCCUCUACCUGCCCUGCCUGUUGGGUCAGGGGGAGGCACAGAAGGUCGGAGGGCCGGCGGCAUCCACAGGGAGGGUCAGGACGGGGCCAUGGCACCAUGGCAAGGAAAACAUCCCUUGCACCCCUGAGAAGUACAGAGCCAACCUCCAGAACCUGGAGAAAACACAAGACAAGAACGAGAACAAACUGAAGAGGAAACAGACCAACCUCACAGGUAGGAGGAUUGGUGUGGUGGGUGGCUGUAGGGGAUGUUUUUUGGGGAGGGUUUACAAGUUGGUAGGGUUGAACUGCUGGUUUACUUCAAUGAAGUUUUGAACACAGAGUCCAAUGCUAACAAAACAUCUCUUGGUGUCUGUGUCUGCAGAUUUCUACCAAGCCAAGAAGAGAGUGGUGGGUACGCCGCCUAAGUCAGGCUGGUGAUUUCAGAGACACAGUCACAGCUGCCAGGGAGCCAACAGUCGGACAGACCCACAGCAAACGCUACUUCUCUCAGGAACCCACAUGCUGCACAGACUCUAGGCACAUAGAGUACAUACAGUACACUUACCUGGAGGAAUACAUAACCAUUACUCUAAACAAACGCAGUGAAAAAUGAAACAACCUAUUUUAUUGAAUCCAUUACCGAUGCAUACUGUACUAAUGAUUUCAAUGUAAGGGGGCUUGUGUUCUUCCUGUGGUAAGGGAGGGACAUUCAAACAGUUCAAAUGGUGCAUCUAAGUUCAUUUGUGAGUCAUGUAAGGACAUCCUCUAAACCUUUAUGACCGUUUAGUGUAAGGAAGACUUGAAAAUCUCACAGUCUGGACAGUUAAGGUCCUGCAUUCGACAGCACUAAAAUGGACCAAUUGAAACCAUGCCUCAGGGUCUACCCAUAAACCGUCUUGUUUUGAUGACCAUGAAAUUAUGAAACCAUACUGUUUACGGUGCUGAGGUUGAAUCUACUGUAAUAUAGUGUCACAUUGAGAGGACUCUUGAAAAAACGACCACAACAACACAAUAGUCUUUAACAAAGUAUUUCCAGUUCAAAUGUCCAAAUGUAUGGAUUUAUGUUUUUUUCUUUAAUGUUUUUUCAUUAUGCUGUGUCUCUUGGGAAGAGGACGAGGAAUCAUGUUAUUGUCUGUCAUUUGCAAGCACUUCCUGUCCAAAGUAUGUAUUGUUGUACAUAUUUAAAUUGUGAAAUCUCAUGUAUCUCAACAUGUAUUUUUAGGAAACUACUUGAAGGGUACUGUCGUGCAUAAAAUUGUUAUGCUUAUAAUGCAAAUUCCUAUAUAGAAAUGUCACCAAUGUUCCCCCUUUCUACCUAACUAGGGCUUCUUGCUAUAAUACUCUUGGAAUUUGUUGAUGGGGACCUCUGCAAUGUUCUUUCAAGCUUUCCAAGUCUUUAUACGAAGUCUAUCUAGCAUAUGGCCAUCUGAACACAAAGCCAGACAUUCAAGUUUCCUUAGAUAAGUAUCAGAUUUAUCUUGAGAUGUUAAUAUCACACUGUUAAGCAGUGAAACAUUUAAAGUUUUCUUGCAGUAUUGCACAAUUUUUUUAAUGUAGCCAACAGCAGGUACAAGUGCCUGUAUGGAAUUUGAAUCUAAACAGAGGGAAAUUGUGUCCUCAGAAACAUAGCUAUUUUUGACUAGGCUACAGCCACUGUUUUCUAUUCUAUUUGAAGAAUAGUGCAAUAAAAUAUACAUGAAGUGUUUUUA
Molecule: messenger RNA, 2646 nt
Organism: Coregonus sp. 'balchen'
Lineage: Eukaryota; Metazoa; Chordata; Actinopteri; Salmoniformes; Salmonidae
Source: the annotation of a GenBank genome assembly